Messenger RNA from Marchantia polymorpha subsp. ruderalis, 1087 nucleotides. Lineage: Eukaryota; Viridiplantae; Streptophyta; Marchantiopsida; Marchantiales; Marchantiaceae. The record is from the annotation of a GenBank genome assembly.
GUCUGGGGCCUGGGGUCCGGGGGCGGACCCUUAGCACCCGAAUUCCCAGCCUUCUUUCUCUUUCGCCGUCUCUGGCUUCCUCUCCUCCCUCCCCCGUCGACCAAACGAUUGUGACGAGAUGGUGAAACACAACAAUGUCAUUCCCAAUGGGCAUUUCAAGAAAGACUGGCAGAACUACGUGAAAACGUGGUUCAACCAGCCCGCCCGCAAGAAGAGAAGACGUACCGUCCGUCAAAAGAAAGCUGUCGCCAUUUUCCCGCGGCCCACAGCUGGAUGUUUGCGUCCCGUUGUCAGAUCUCAGACGGUGAAGUACAACACAAAGAUUCGUGCUGGACGUGGGUUCACCUUUGAGGAGUUGAAGGCUGCGGGCAUUUCUAAGAAGCUGGCCCCCACCAUCGGGAUUGCUGUCGACCAUCGCAGGAAGAAUAAGUGUCUGGAGAGUCUGCAAGCCAAUGUUGCUAGACUAACCACCUACAAGGCCAAAUUGGUUGUCUUCCCGAGAAGGUCACGCAAGGUUAAGGCUGGUGACUCUACGCCAGAGGAGUUGGCCUCCGCUACCCAGCUCCAAGGAGAUGUCCUGCCCAUCCAGCGUGUCCGCCCAGUUGUCGAGCUGGUUGCUUUGACCGACGAGAUGAAGAAUGGCAAGGCUUACUCAAAGAUCCGUCUAGAGAGAAUGAAUGCAAGGCUAGUAGGUGUACGCAAAAAGAGGGCUGCCGAAGCCGAGAAGGAAGAGAAGAAGUGAGACAGUUCUUCCCUAUCACAUGUUGGGGAUUUGAGCCUCCCUAUUUCUCACCUUUAUACAUAAUGUGGCAAUCGUGCGUCUUCAAUCCUCCACGAAAGUUUCUAUCUGGCACAUCUGAAUUAAAGAAGUUGCAAGUAGUUGAGCAGGAUUUUGUUCAUUUUAUGACUCGGUAUUCGGAGAGGUUCACCCGUUUCAGGAUCUCCCUCGGUACCUGCAGGGAGCAUGGCAUGUCCUAUGUAUAAUAGAAAACAAUUUUCAGGAUUGGCAUCACCUGAGAUGGACUUAACACAUUUUAAGUUGGAGUUCCCGGGCCGUCAAAAUUACCUGUGGGCAGAUUUCCUAGUG